UCAGGCUUCUCUCUGGCGGGACCCUUUGCGCAUGCUACUUGCGCUCACUAUCUGCACUUACAUCCAUUACUGGAAACGCUUGCAUCGAGCUCUGACGUCAUGCUCACGCAUGCGCACAAGGAUUCCCAACUGGGAAAAAUUCCCACGGCUUAUUAUCACUGCAAGGGGCCUCAAGCAAAUAUACAUAAACGUGUCUGAACAUGGAGUCGAAAAAAAUUGAGAAUACUAAUAAUGAAAGAAAUGAAAAAAUUACUUGGAAAGAUUUAGGGAUUAUAGAUGCUCUUUGCAAAGCCUGUCAUGAUUUAAAAUGGGAAGAACCUACCAAGAUUCAACGAGAAGCUAUUCCUUUGACGCUUCAAGGUAAGGAUAUAAUAGGACUGGCAGAAACUGGAUCAGGAAAGACUGCUGCUUUUGCAUUGCCUAUGUUGCAGGCAUUAUUAGAAAAUCCUCAGAGAUACUUUGCACUUGUACUAACACCUACAAGGGAACUGGCAUUCCAAAUUUCAGAACAAUUUGAAGCAUUAGGUUCCAGUAUUGGUGUAAAAUGUGCAGUAUUAGUAGGUGGGAUGGACAUGAGCGCGCAAACGUUGCUACUUAGUAAAAAACCUCAUAUUAUUAUUGCCACACCUGGAAGAUUGGUCGACCAUUUAGAAAACACCAAAGGCUUUAGUUUGCGAAACUUAAAAUUUCUGGUUAUGGAUGAGGCGGAUCGUAUUUUAAAUAUGGAUUUUGAGAUAGAAGUUGAUAAAAUUCUCAGAGUAAUACCCCGAGAAAGGAGAACGUUAUUAUUUUCUGCAACCAUGACUAAGAAAGUACAAAAGUUACAACGUGCAUCUUUACGGAACCCUGUAAAAGUUGAAGUAUCCACUAAGUAUCAAACUGUAGAAAAACUACAACAAUAUUAUAUAUUCAUUCCAGUAAAAUUCAAGGACGUGUAUCUGGUGCAUAUCUUGAAUGAGCUCGCUGGCAACAGUUUUAUGAUAUUCUGUGCAACGUGCAAUAAUACUGUAAGAACUGCUUUAUUAUUACGAAACUUGGGCUUCACGGCGGUUCCGUUGCAUGGACAAAUGUCGCAGAAUAAGAGAAUCGCUGCACUUACCAAAUUCAAAGCAAGGAAUAGAUCUAUACUAAUUUCAACGGAUGUCGCUAGCAGAGGUCUCGAUAUACCACAUGUGGACAUUGUUAUCAAUUUUGAUAUUCCGACGCAUAGCAAAGAUUAUAUACAUAGAGUAGGUCGAACUGCGCGUGCAGGUCGAUCGGGUCGAUCUAUCACAUUUGUCACACAAUACGAUGUGGAACUGUAUCAACGAAUAGAACAACUUAUAUCGAAGCAACUACCACUGUGGCCUACGGAAGAGGGGGAAGUAAUGCUGCUACAAGAAAGAGUUACCGAGGCGCAACGAAUAGUAAAAAUGGAGGUGAAAGACAUCGAAGAAAACAAAAAGUUGGGUAAACGGAAAAAACGUGCUGGCGACAACGAAGAUGACACAGAACAAUCCAUUGGAGUAAGAAAACGAAUCAAAGGAAAUGGCAAGAAGAUGGGAAAAAGAAGAUAAUGUUAAGUAUUGCACGCAGUGCAAUAUUGAGACUGAUAGCUUUUUUCUUAAAUUACGAGCGGUUAAAAGUAAAUUACACACACACACACACACACACAUACAUA
Molecule: messenger RNA, 1660 nt
Organism: Harpegnathos saltator (Jerdon's jumping ant)
Lineage: Eukaryota; Metazoa; Arthropoda; Insecta; Hymenoptera; Formicidae
Gene: pths
Product: probable ATP-dependent RNA helicase DDX47
Exons: 8
Coding region: 201-1556 (451 amino acids)
Cellular component (GO): cytosol
Molecular function (GO): ATP binding; nucleic acid binding; RNA helicase activity
Source: RefSeq, a predicted model, not a curated record